AAUGUUAUGCUUUUUGAGACAAGCUCUCUGUAGCUCAGGAUAACUCAAUAGGUAUCCCAGGCUGGUCUGGAAUUCACUAGGUAGCAGAGGUCGGCCUAGAACUCUUCAUGAUCCUUCAGCUUCAGUCUUCUGAGACUGGCAUGUACCAGCAAAACACCAUAUUUGAAAUGAUAUAUUUUCCCCAGUUGAUUGUAUGUUCCACAAGUAUAUUAUCUUUUACUCACCAGUAAGAGCUCAUGCCUAUUAUAGUACAUUUCACCUUGUAGACACCUUGUAAAUAAUGGAUGAAUGAAUAUCAUUGUCUCUCUUUGGGAAAUGUUGGCCCAACUUCUGAAGCAGCAUCAAUCAGUGUAUGAGUAUGAAUUGUUAAUAUGCCAAAGAGUUGACUCAUUAUUUUUGGAGAUUGUCUUCUACUUAAAUGAAGAAGACCUUUAAAUUUAUCUGUUUUCCCAUUUAUGUAACUUGUUCCAUUCUAGAUACACAUAUGUUCUGGUGUAGGAACACUUACCAUUUAUAAAAAAAUGAAUUCACAUAAGCUAGCUUUUACCUGGUGUCAGCAAUAGUCUUUUAUUAGGAGAAGGCACGAGGAAGGUACCAAACAGCAGCAGGCUUUUAACCUUCAGGCAGGUGUGACUCUUGAACUUACUUUUUCAUUUACUUCAUCCUCCAAGGCGUGCAAUCACUUGGUGUGCCCACUUCCCUUUAAAGUGCAAGAACAACAAAAGGGCAGCAUGAGUAAGUGGAGUGCCUUAGACCAGCUCCUAGAAAAGUCUCAACCCUACUCCAGAGCUGGAGGAAAGAUAUGGCUGCAGAUCCUUUUCGUUUUCCGGAUUCUGCUCCUGGAGACUGCCAUCGAGUCAGCCUGGAGUGACGACCAGCUCAAUUUCCAUUGCAACACUCAGCAGCCUGGUUGUGAAAAUGUCUGCUAUGACCAAGCUUUCCCAAUCUCUCACGUGCGCCUCUGGGUCCUACAGAUCAUAUUUGUGUCUGUGCCUACACUCUUAUACCUGGCACAUGUGUUCUAUACCAUUCAGCAGAAAAAGAAGUCGAAGAAGCAAGAGAAGGAAGUUGGAGUUGCUCGAUUUGAUGGUGCCAGUGUGGAAAUGCACUGGCAGAAAAUUGAAGUAAAGAAGUCCAAGUGUGGCAGUGAAGCCCAUAGGAAGGUGAAAAUUAGAGGCAGGUUGCUGCUGACCUACAUACUCAGUAUCUUCUUCAAGUCUGUCUUUGAGGUGGCCUUUGUGCUGAUCCAGUGGUACAUUUAUGGAUUUACCCUGAAGGCCGUUUACAUUUGUGAACACUCUCCUUGCCUGCAUCAGGUGGACUGCUUCCCCUCUCGCCCCACAGAAAAAAGCAUCUUCAUCCUCUUCAUGCUGGUGGUGUCCCUGGUAUCUUUAGUCUUGAAUAUAAUUGAGCUGGUCCAAGUCUUAUUUAACACCAUUAAGAAUUGUGUGAGAGAUGAGGAUGAGUUUUACUAUGGUACAGCUGAUCUACAGAGCCUUUCCCAGGAGUCCUCACCAAGUGUUCUCACUACCAUGAUUCCUAAGGAUCAGGUGGUUCCUGUGAAACAAUCUUCAGUCUAUGUUUAAAGUGAGCAAAACUAUGUCAGUUACAGUAUGUAACAGAGUCAAAGCGGGGAAGGGCAGGCAGGAAGUAUCCUUUCUGCCUUGCACUCAGCCUUGUCUUCACUCUGAUGAUAAGCAGAAUUUUCAGAGGGUUUGGAUGGAGAGAAAAGCAAAACAAAGAUACUGAACACUAGUGUUGUAGAGUAGCAGAUAUCCAGCAGUAGCAGUGGUCAUGACAAUAGCAGCCUGCUAUCCUAGAUAUUGCAAUUUGGGCUUGAAAACAUUGUGAUUUUGCUUGGUUGCUAAAGGGAAUCAAAGUGUAGUAGAAAGUGUACCCAUGCUUCAGUACAGAUGGUGUUCAAUGGCCUCAAUUGUAAAAACUAGCAAAUACAAAGACAUUAGACCACAGGGUCUGGGAUAGGAAGGGGAAGAGACUUGUAACCAAGGCAUGUGUUACUAUUUAAAGUGCUUGACUCUGGAGGGUUAGGCAUCUAGCUCACCGGUAGAUGAUUUGCCUAGCAUGUAUAAGACCUCAAGUAGCACAAGAAUAAAACAAUAGUAACUUUAACAAAUGAACUAAAUAAAUAAAAUGACUGACUCAAAGAACUUCUAGUCCAAAUAUAACUUGUAUUAGGCAGUGCAUAAGGGCCAUUCCUCUCCCAUAUUACCUUAGAAUGGUUCUGUGUAUGGGGAAGAGUGAUUUAUUAUUUAUCCAUAGAAGCAGAUACGGUGUAAAUUCACAAACCUACGUUUUAAAAUAAUACAAACAUACCAUUGAAAGUUGAGCCUUUCUCUUGGAUUUUAGUGUUUGAGUCCAUUCUGUGUUUAUACUGUUUAAUUCCUGAUGUAAAAGUAAAUUAUCUUUUCCCUUAAAAUGCAUCCCCCAAUUUAUUGAAUGAUGUGUAAUAGUUCAGUUAAUUGUGAUGAGUUGUCUUUUUCUCUUGUAUAUUAUAGCAGCAAUCCUGUUGCUGACAGAAACAAUUUAUUUUUCUUUUCCAAGAUAGAGUCAGAGCCCCAAAUGAAGCAAUUGUACUGAAACAGCACUUAUGAACACUACAAACUUAAAGAAAUGCUUAGAGGUGAACUAUGAAAUGUGCCUACAUGAAUUUGGCAAUAGUGGACAUUCUUGACUUUCUUCUACAUAAUGCAUAUUAAUUCAGAUGUUGCCUUCUGCUGUGAGUUUGGCAGUCUCUUGGGAUAACUGGCAUUUUUCAUGUUCAUAUUAAGAUUUUAUUUGGAAAGUAGGAGAGGGUGAGGAAGAUUUGUGAAAUAUCUGUGUAACUGAUUUGAAACAAAUAAAAGAAAUAAUACCCAUUUCUUCUCAUGCCUUUUGAAACAUUCCACAGAUGAUUGAAAAAUGUUGGGCUGCAGACUUUUGUUCUUGCAUGUCAGCUCCACACACAAUUUUAUUCAAGAAAUAAUAAUUUGGUUACCAUUUGAUGUUAAUCUACUAUCAUGUUCAGCUUUGUUUCAUGCAAUGCAGGCCUAUCUUAUCUUAUUCUAGAGAAUUCUUUAUUCAAUAAAGUUGUGAGAGUGUGGUCCAUGUGUAUGCCUCCUCUGAUAGCUUCUUACUGGUCUUUUGAACUCUUCAUUGGUGCAUCUUAAUUUAAGCAAAUUAAGCUGGGUGUGGUGGCUCAUGGAGGCCACACAAUUGCAGAGUGUUCAAGGCUAGCUUGGGCUACAGUGUGAGACACUCCCCUACCUCCUGCCCAUGAAGCAAAAUACACUGUAUUUACCACAGUUUUUAAAAUUCAGGUGGACUGACUCUGUGACAUGAUUCUAGUAUCAGCCUCCUUCAUUUCAUGUAAUAGAAUCAUGGCUAUAUCCAUGACUUCCAGAUAUGCAAAAAGAAUGCAGUUGGGUUUUUCCCCUUCCUUUUUAAGGGAUGUACUCUCAUCAUUAAGCAUCUUCCCAUCCCAGGGAACUGGGGGAAGUGGAGAACACAGGUAUAGAUCAUCAAACCUGUAGCUUAUAACGUCUGGUUCUGACAGUUGACACAGUCUUAUUUGGAAAACUUAGUCUCUUAGUUAAAUGAUGAGUUUUAGUUCUUCUUUUUAGAAGUGGUUUGUGAAGAUUAAGCAGUUAUUUAGUAAUGGGGUGCUUGUGCCUUUUGGACACUGCAAAAGUUCUGAAACCAUGGAAUCAGAUUGGGCUCUGCUACUGUCACUCCUGUUCCUGUUUCAUUUUCACAUGUGGCUUGCUUGUUUUUUUUACACUUUUUACUGUGAGGUAAUUGCAGAUUCAAACGUAAUUGUAAGAAAUAAUAGACUCUGUAUAUCAUUAUAUUCACUUGUAACUUUUUUUGAGACAGGCUCUUUCUAUGUAGCCUUGUUUGGUUCAGAAUUUGCCUUUAAGGAACUCCCUCUGUAGAUAAAGACUGGUCUUGAAUUUACAGAGAUCCAUCUGACUUUGCCUCCAUAGUGUUGGGAUUAAAAGUGUGUACCUCCACAUCUGGCCAAAUAAGUGUUUCUUAAGAAAGUCAUAGAACCAGGUAUCAUGUAUCCCAGUCUGGUCUUGAAGCUGUGGUGCUUUACUAUGAAGCUGAAGAUGACCUUGAACUUCUUCUGAUCCUCUUGCCUUCACCUUAGUGCUGGGAUUAUAAGUGUGUGUCACUAUGCCUGGUUUAUACAGUGCUGCAGAUUGGGAAUAUGGUGAUAUUUUAUUUGUACUGAAAUGUGAUUUUAUUUGUAUGUUAAUAAAUAAAGUUGCCUGGGGGUCAGAGCUAAUAGCAAGCCAUAGCAGAAGCUGGGUGGUGGUGGUGCAUGCCUUUAAUCCCAGCACUUGGGAGGCAGAGCUAGGCAGAUCUCUGUGUGUUCAAGAAUACAGCCAGCAUGGAGACACACGCCUUUAAUCUCAAUACCAACCAUAGAAGACCUGGAGGUCUGUACAGACAGGCAGUAAUGAGGAGGACAUGUGGUUGGGUUUACAACCAAUGAGAAGGCAGAAUAGAAAGUCUAUAAAAAAGACAAACAGACAAGAAGUAGCUCUCUUGCUGAAGAGGACAACAGCGGCAGUGAAGGGUAAGGUUUUUAGCUCUUAUCUAUUGCUCUGACCUCUUGGGCUAUUAACUCUGCAUUUGACUCUGUGUUUCUUAUUUAAUAAGACCGUUCAUCUACAUUGGCCCAUGACUUUGUGCAUGCCAAGCAAGGACUCUGCCACUGAGCUACACCCCCAACUUUUGCUGUAUUUUUUUGUUUGUUUGUGUUUUUAAAACAGGAUCUCUUGUAACACAUGCUGGUCUUGAACUGAGUAUGUAGUCAAGAGUGACUUUGAAUGUCUGACUUUUUUUCUGCUUCUACCUGCCAUUUACUAGAAAUAGAAGUGUACACCAUUAUACCUGUUAACUUUUAGCAUAAUAUCAUAGGUAGACAAUUGACAUUGACAUAAUCCAUUAACCUUCAGAUUUCACCAAUUUUAUAUACACUCAUUGUGUUUAGUUAUAUAUAACUUGUGUAGAGUUGUUUAUAAUUUGUGCAGAGUUGUGUGCCCACUAUAGUCAAAAUACACUGUAGUUUCAGCAGUAGUACCUUUUUAUAGUCAUAGCCACAUUUUUUCCUUAUCCCUGGCCCUUGGUAACUCCUAAUCUUUACUUAACCUAUAUAGUUUUGUCAUUUCAAGGAUGCUAUUUAAACAAAUUAUAUAGGCCAUAACACUUUUUAAGUUGGUUCUUUUGGCAAUUGUUGUUGUUUGUGUGUACUAUCGUGGUAUAUAUAUAUGCACCUGCCUGUGCAAGCACAUGUGGAGGUCGGAGG
This is a messenger RNA of Peromyscus californicus insignis, 5314 nucleotides long. RefSeq names its product gap junction alpha-6 protein-like. The record is from RefSeq and is a predicted model, not a curated record. NCBI's taxonomy places the organism in Eukaryota, Metazoa, Chordata, Mammalia, Rodentia, Cricetidae. The transcript has a single exon. Bases 732 to 1586 code for a protein of 284 amino acids. Gene Ontology annotation, biological process: cell communication. Gene Ontology annotation, cellular component: connexin complex.